This is a messenger RNA of Bufo bufo (common toad), 1052 nucleotides long. RefSeq names its product multiple EGF like domains 9 (gene MEGF9). The coding region runs from base 140 to 946 and encodes 268 amino acids. The transcript is spliced from 2 exons. The record is from RefSeq and is a predicted model, not a curated record. Lineage: Eukaryota; Metazoa; Chordata; Amphibia; Anura; Bufonidae.
CUGCCACUCAAACACAGGUGUUAGCCGCAUUGUCAGGCAAUGAGCAGUAGGUACGGUGCUGCCUGUGCUCGGGGUGUUGUGGUGGAGAUCGCUGCUGUCGUUUAGGCGAGGCCGGGAUCCCUGAGCAGGAAAAUGGGAGAUGGCUGUACGAGCAGGGAUGGCGUUAUAUCUGGCGGCCGCCUUUGUGCUUCUACGUAGCUAUAGGAGCUCUGGCUUGAAUGAGACGACGACGACGACUUUCCCGGAAGAUCUGAAUUCUACGGGGAUUACAACGCCGGUGAACGGUUCCGGAACCGAAACAAUCACACUACUUGUGAAUGCGACAGAAGCAGCGACUACGGCGUUUCAGGGGUUAACCCAGGACCCGGGGACUGUGGCCGGCUACAGGGAGCUCGGACUGCCGAGCACUGGCGCCGCGGAGACCUCAGCAGCGGUGACCCCGGCACCGACAGUCCCCGUCACCAGAGGCCGCACGACUGAAGAUCCGGUCACCGAGACUCCUGGAACGCCUGCAUUGGACGGACAUGUUAGCAGUUCAAGCCCCCCAGCUGCAGUUACUACGGCAGAUCUUGUGUCAAGCAAAAGUUUAAUAACUACAACGUUGCAAACUUUUUAUCUAACCAGUUCAUCUGAUAAUAGUACAUCUGCUUUAGCAGAUAUGUCAUGGACUCAGUUUAACAUUAUCAUCCUGACAGUCAUUAUAAUUGUAGUGGUUCUGUUAAUGGGAUUUGUGGGGGCUGUGUAUAUGUAUAGAGAAUACCAGAGCCGGAAGCUUAACGCUCCUUUCUGGACCAUUGAACUGAAAGAGGACAAUAUCAGUUUUAGCAGUUACCAUGACAGCAUCCCCAAUGCUGAUAUUUCUGGACUUCUGGAAGAUAAUGCAAAUGAAAUUGCUCCAAAUGGCCAGCUCACAUUGUCUGCGCCUAUACACAGCUAUAAACCAUAACCUAGUAUCACUAGGACGCCAGGAACUGUACAGGAUGUUCACCUAACUCAAUGUUCAGUAUUGAACGUGACAUUUUGAAUAUUUUUAUUUAAUAAAACCAUGGCUU